Molecule: messenger RNA, 822 nt
Organism: Candidozyma auris
Lineage: Eukaryota; Fungi; Ascomycota; Pichiomycetes; Serinales; Metschnikowiaceae
Product: mitochondrial 54S ribosomal protein uL1m
Exons: 1
Coding region: 1-822 (273 amino acids)
Biological process (GO): translation
Cellular component (GO): large ribosomal subunit
Molecular function (GO): structural constituent of ribosome; RNA binding
Source: RefSeq, a predicted model, not a curated record
AUGUUGGCUAGACACUUUGCUAUAGCUCGCACGGAGCUUGCCAUCAAUAGACUGUUCUCAAUAGGCUUACGAUGUUUCGCUGCUCCUGCAAAGAAAGAUAAGAGAGAAGAGGCCAGAGAGUCUUCCAGGAGGCUCAUGAAGAGACGUAUUGAGAACAAAGCUCCUCCAAACAAGCAUCCGCUUUACAUGGAUGUGCCAACCGCCAUGAGAUACUUGCGUGCAGCUGAAGUCGGGAAGGCUCCCGAGAAAACCACAGUCUCUGCCCACAUCUCGCUUGUUUCCACGAAGUCAUCUGCUCCUCUUCAAGGCAAGAUAUUUUUCCCAAAGCAACUCAAAGACACUCAUGCUCUAGUGUUUGUAAAUGAUCCAGCGAAACAGGAGGAACUUAGAAGUCUUAGCAGUAACAUCACUGUUGGCGGGUCCGAUCUCAUUGCUCAAGUUCAAGAGGGCGACUUUGAUUUCUCCAAGUAUAACCAAUGCUACGCUCAUCCAGACAUUGUUUCUCAGCUCAAAUCUGUUGCCAGGAUAUUAGGACCCAGAAAAAUGAUGCCGCUGGAAAAGAAGGGCACUGUCAGCAGCAAUAUUCGCGAGUUAGUGAUGGAAAACUUCGGUGCUUACUAUUUCAAGGGAAACAAAGAUUCAAUUGCCUUCCCUGUGGGACGCUGUGACUUCAGUGAUGAAGAGAUCAUCAAGAACUUGAAAGCAGCCUCCGAAGCAAUCUACAGCUGCCAGCCAGCAGGAACCAAGGACCCUGUGUUAAUAGGAAGAUGUCAUCUCAGCACGACGUUGGGGCCUUCCAUUGUGAUUGACUUCAGAAGUUAA